Protopolystoma xenopodis is the source of this 594-nucleotide messenger RNA. The record is from the annotation of a GenBank genome assembly. NCBI's taxonomy places the organism in Eukaryota, Metazoa, Platyhelminthes, Monogenea, Polystomatidea, Polystomatidae.
AUGGCUUUUAGUGAAGCUGAUGCUGAGAAGAGCCGAAUAUCCAUUUUGCAUUUAUCACAACAGCCUCUUUUUACAUCGCGACUACCGCUCUUCACAAUCAUCGGAUCUAUCCCCGCUGCUUUUAUUCCAACCUUUCUCCUUUUAUCCUCCCAAUUUGUGCCCCAAAACCACUAUCCAGCAUACCGAACUCAAGAGUUGUCUAUUUUCAAACGCCACCACUUUCACUUGAGCAUAAUUGACAGCAUCAUUGUCAACAUCGCCAACAUUGCCACUUCUAUCGAAUCCGAGCCAUCACUAUUUCCAUCAUCUCAGUCGUCACAACUUCAUCUCUACUGCCAACAAAAUUUUAGCAUUUCUACAAUUCGUAUCGCUUUCGCCGACAACAACUUCACCAUCGUGAUUGCCACUUUGCCAGUGCCACAGUUUUCACCAUCUAUUCACCUCAUUAUCUUCAGUAACAUCACAAAAGUCACUUUUGAUUUCACUUAUGCAGUCAAUACAAUUACCAACACAACCUGCCCCAACACUGGCUUUCAUACUCGCAACAGCCAACACGCUCGCCAGCAACAUUUCCUCAGAUCAUGUCAUCAGUAG